Molecule: messenger RNA, 1764 nt
Organism: Orbilia oligospora ATCC 24927
Lineage: Eukaryota; Fungi; Ascomycota; Orbiliomycetes; Orbiliales; Orbiliaceae
Exons: 1
Coding region: 1-1764 (587 amino acids)
Biological process (GO): proteolysis
Molecular function (GO): serine-type endopeptidase activity; tripeptidyl-peptidase activity
Source: RefSeq, a predicted model, not a curated record
AUGCAUAUCUCCAAGCUUCUCCUCCUUUUCCCGGCUUUGUUGGCCAGUAUUUCCGAUGCCCACCCUCUCGCCCCGUAUAAAACCUUCGAGGUCCUCCCUUCUGCUCCCAAUGGCUGGGAGGCGGUCUCUGAAAAAGCUGUAGAUCUUUCUACUCCCAUCAAACUACGCAUUCAUUUGGCCCAGCAGAAUGUCCCUCAGUUCGAAAAGGCUUUAAUUGACAUGAGCACUCCGGGACACCCCUCUUACGGCAAUCACAUGAGCCAGGCACAAAUUGACGACAUAUUACGCCCACACGAAGACACAGCUGCCGCUGUCAGAAGUUGGCUAGAAUCGAAAGGGUUCGAGAAAGAUCUGAGCUUUAAAAAUGACUGGAUCGUUGUUUCUACAACCAUUGGGAAGGCUGAGUCACUACUUGACGCGAAAUACAAAGUCUUUCGAAACUCGGAAACUGGAAAGAAUGUUGUUCGCACACUCUCCUACAGUGUUCCCCGUAACCUACACUCAAGUGUCACAUUGAUCCAACCAACUACUUUGUUCGGAAGCACAAGCGCUAUGAAGAGUACCAUAUUAAAAGUCGAGGAUCCCAGCGUUCUCAAAACAACUUUCCUUUCAAAGCCAAAGCUCGAAGGCAUUGAUGCAGCUUGUCAAAGCAGCAUCACACCCGACUGUUUGGCGAACCUCUAUAAGUACAAAGAUUAUAAACCUACUUUGACAAAUAAUAAGCUUGGUGUCAACGGUUUCCUCGAACAAUACGCUCAAAACGAUGAUUUGGCAAAGUUCUUGGCAAAAUAUUUCCCAAGUUCGAAGAACGUCACGUUCACCUGCACCCCCAUCAAUGACGGCAAAUGUACUCAACAUCCAAGUGAGGAUUUUACUGAAGCAAAUUUGGACAUCCAAUACACGGUCGGCGCUAGCAAUCCCAUCCCUAACAUUUAUUACUCUACCGCCGGAAGACCACCAGUUGUCGAUCUUGACCCCAAUACCAACGAACCCUAUCUUGAGUGGCUCGAGUAUAUGCUGAAUCUCUCUGAUGAGCAACUGCCUCAAACCAUCACAACUUCGUACGGCGAUAAUGAACAUACUGUUCCACAGUCCUAUGCCAUCAAAGUUUGUAAUAUGAUCGGCCAGCUUGGAGCUCGAGGUGUUAGCGUUCUCUUCAGUUCUGGUGACUCUGGCCCAGGUGAUGACUGUACUGGAAAGGACGGCAAGAAGAGAUUUGUUCCAACUUUCCCGGCCACCUGCCCCUUUGUUACUUCUGUUGGCGGAACCGUUGGAGUCCAACCAGAGAAAGCCGUAUCCUUCAGCUCUGGCGGCUUCUCAAACUACUUCUCACGUCCAGAUUACCAGGAAUCAGCCGUGAGCAACUACCUAUCAUCUCAAACCGAUGCAACGACUUUUAAAAACUACUACAAUGCAUCAGGAAGAGCCUUCCCAGACAUUUCAGCUCAAGGAUCUCGAUUCCACGUCUUUGUCCGCGGGUAUGAUCAGCUCGUCUCAGGAACUUCCGCUAGUUCUCCAGCUUUCGCCGCUGUCAUCUCCCUUGUAAAUAAUGAUAGGAUCAGCGGAGGCAAGAAGCCAUUGGGUUUCCUCAACCCAUGGCUAUAUACAAUCGCGACCGAAAAGAAAGGAAUCGUCGAUAUUACAUCCGGGGCUAGCAGGGGAUGCUCUGGAAGCAUUUCUGGUGCCGGUUGGAAGGCGACGACGGGGUGGGACCCCGUCACAGGCCUCGGUACCCCAGAUUUCAGUGUGCUUAAGGAUUUGUGA